Messenger RNA from Prunus armeniaca (apricot), 1170 nucleotides. NCBI's taxonomy places the organism in Eukaryota, Viridiplantae, Streptophyta, Magnoliopsida, Rosales, Rosaceae. The record is from the annotation of a GenBank genome assembly.
AUGGAGACAAUUAUUAUUCUGGUUUGCUACAAUAGAAAAUGGGUAACCUCAAAGAAGAAGUACAAAUAUGAAGGGGGUGACUCAAAAGGCUUAAUAGUUCCACGGACCAUCACAUUUGCUGAACUGUUGGAUUGUGUGGAUCAGAUUGGUAAUACAAACAGCAGGGAAGACAAGGUUUACUUAAAGUUCUCAGUUUUGGUGGCCUCGAAUGAGUGGAAGCACAUAAAGAUUGAGGACGAUGAUGAUGUCAAAUUUUUUAUGAAGUACAAUUGUGAGGUAACACCUUCAAAACUAGCUCCCUUACUCGUGAGUAUAGAAGAUAAUAGACUAACAAAUGAUGUAGUUGAUAGUACGCAUAUCACGACAGAUAGUAGUCGGAUGGGUCGUUCUUUAGCUGCGAUUGUUGAAAGCAAUGAAGUAACUCGGAAUAAUACAAAUGUCGCUGAUGUGGGAGGUGAUGUUGGGAUAGAUUUUAUGGACAUGAUUGAUUUUAGCGAGGUGGAGGAGAUGCAUGGUGGUGAUAAUGGUACUGAAAGAAAUAAAGUGUCAGUGUACUCUGCCCCUCCUAUUUUGGGCCCCUUGAACACAUCUGGCCAAUUGAGAAUAAUGCGUUUAGGAGGAGAAUUUGAACCCAUUCGUGAACAUUAUUUGAGUCAAAUGGGUGAACAGAACCGGUACAAUGUGGCCGGUGUAAAUUAUGGAGAAGCAUAUUUGGACACAGGUAAGGGAGCAUUGUUGGCUGAGUUACGGUUGACGGCAUUGAGAGGCCACUUUGAAUUUAAGGUGCAAUUCUCUUGCACUAAGAGGUUGCUUGUGGUUUGUUGUCAACGUCCAGGUCCAUGGUGGGUCCGAGCAUCGAGAAUUGGAGAAUACAACUUUAUGAUUGUGAGGUGUACAGCUGUCCAUGAAUGUGAUUUAAGGUUCGUACAUGACGACCAUCAUCAAGCAACCGCAGCACUUGUAGCCACUUCAUUUAAAAGGAAGUUGAAGGAUUCUCAGACAAUAUACACACCAAGUGACAUAAUGAGAGAUGUGAAACACAACUUUAGUUUUUCCAUCCAUUAUUCAAAAGCUUGGAAAGCAAGGGAGUUAGCUCUAUUGUCCAUUAGAGGAUUAGCUGAGGAGGCUUAUUAUAUCCUUCCAGCCUAUUGCUUUGAAUUGAGCGUAUGA